AUGAAUGCAGAUAUCGAGUGCAUCGGUUAUGACACUAAAGAUCAACGAAAGCGACCACGGUACCGUGGUCGCACACCUGAACAGUACUGGAGUAGCUCAAACUUGUACUGGGCUGUUCUGAAAGGCCAUGAGGACAUAGCGGAGGCCCUUUUCGCACACCUUACUCAAAUGAAGGUCGAGAUUCCAAGUCUCACUGUGGAAUCUGUUCACCGUGCACUGUAUUCCGCUGCUCACAGUGGCUAUUUUUCUAUCACAAAAAUGCUGCUUGAUCUCGACUCUAACUCCAUACGACCACCUGAUUAUUACGACACAGUUUUGUCCUACGCGUUAGGAGAGGAAGAUUAUUGGUACAACGAGAGAUAUUGCUCUUGCACGAAGCAAGAUAUUUGCUCUGAAUCCAAGAAAAAGUCACUUACAGACCAUUAUGCGACUGUGAAGCUACUUCUUGAUCUCGGUGCCCACUGCAAUUAUAUCGGGUCUCAAUUCUCUUCGGACAUGCCGUUAUUGCUUGCACUGUUCAAGUGUAGCUCGUUCGCCAACGGAAUUUUGAAGCUGCUUAUCGAACGCGGUGCGAGGGUGAGCAGCAAAGACGUGCUUCAUGGGUUCGUUGAAACCUCGAACUGGUGUUCGUUCGCCAACGAAGAAACAGCAAACCUUCUUGUUGAUCACGGAGCAGAUUCCAGUGUACGGGAUUACAUCGGGACGACUGUUCUAAACAAAAACAACAAAAAGGGCUUGAUAGAACUACUCGCUGCUUGCGGACUUACACUAGCCAAAAUCGAUGGUUGGGGAAUAAAAGAGACUUCCGAAGACAGGGCUGAGUUGAUGGAGCAGCUAUUGGAUCUUGAUGCCAAUAUCAAAUACCGAACUGCCUCUGGACCAAAUCCACUUCAGUCGCCCAUCUCGGAUAGAUCAAACCCAUAUGAAUUCAAUUCUGAUGAAGAUGAAUUAAAUGGACUCGGCCGGUUUGGACACCCAACAUCUGAACGCAAAACUGAGGAACCUGAUUAUGAAACCUGUGUUUCAUUCAUUCACAAAUCGGUAAAGCACCUUUUGAGCUAUGGAGCCGAUGGGAGCAUUGGAAAUUGGGAAGAACAGACACCUCUUUACAAAACCGACAACGAGCGCCUAGUGAAGCUUAUUCUGGACCAUGGAGCGGAUGUGAAUGUUGUGGAUUCUUAUGGUCAAACACCGCUGCAUGCCAUGACAUACGGUGCAUCCAAGGCGAUGGUUGGAACCAUCGAAUUGCUAUUGAAGCAUGGAGCAGAUAUCGGUGCAAAGAACGCCGACGACAACACACCUCUCCACCUCGCAGUACUAACAUCGGCACGGGAAGUGCUCAACUUGCUUCUUGCUCAUGGAGCGGAUUGGAAUAGCCGCAAUUCGGAUGGGGAGACUCCAAUGGAUCUUUUGGCGCAUCGCCGGAGUCAUCAAGAGCAAUUCUCGUUUAACAGAAACAAAAAAGGAGAUUUGAUGGCCUUUAGAUAUCAAAAGUUGCCGAAUCGGUAUUGGCGUGGGUGGGAAACUUUUGAGGAUCGUCCACAUUAUUAUUAUCAUUAG
Molecule: messenger RNA, 1560 nt
Organism: Penicillium samsonianum
Lineage: Eukaryota; Fungi; Ascomycota; Eurotiomycetes; Eurotiales; Aspergillaceae
Product: ankyrin repeat domain-containing protein
Exons: 1
Coding region: 1-1560 (519 amino acids)
Molecular function (GO): protein binding
Source: RefSeq, a predicted model, not a curated record